Messenger RNA from Xenopus tropicalis (tropical clawed frog), 581 nucleotides. RefSeq names its product P2X purinoceptor 7-like. The record is from RefSeq and is a predicted model, not a curated record. Lineage: Eukaryota; Metazoa; Chordata; Amphibia; Anura; Pipidae. The transcript is spliced from 2 exons. Bases 27 to 551 code for a protein of 174 amino acids.
AACAGCUAACACUAGACCUACAACGUAUGCUUGGUGAUAGUGUAAAUGACCCCUGUUUUCAAGAUGACCCAGAAUGGAGUGAGGAGGAAUUAGCUUUGAGACAGAAUACACCUCCAGAUGAGAGAAGGGGAAACACAUUAUGGUGUAAAUGUGGUAAUUGUAUUCCUAUGCCAACCAGGGAAGAGUCCUGCUGCUGUUCUGAAAAUCAAAAAAUAGCUCAUUACUUUGAUGGGGAUACUGUUUGCAUAACGUCUGUUCCUGAGAUGCUGACAAUGUGCACAGAAGAAAAUCACCUGGAUUUUAUGAUUAGAUGGAGUGGCCGUUACUCGAGAGCAGCAUACACGCAUGAUCGAAACAGGGUCCUCAGAAAGGCAGCUUACCGGGCCUUCACAACAUGGGCACAUGGUUAUCUUGGACCAGGAAACAGAAUCCCUAUACCAUCCUGUGUUGUGGACAUUAUCAGAAAGAAGUUUCCUGAUAGUAAACAGAGAUACACAGGAAUCUUUUGGGCGAAUGACUAUCCUGCCAUUGAUAUGGCUUUUGAUUUCUAAUUUUUUUGUUUCAACAUUGUUUUAUUUAGA